Messenger RNA from Dromiciops gliroides (monito del monte), 5102 nucleotides. Its product is annotated as ATP-binding cassette sub-family C member 2-like. Gene Ontology annotation, cellular component: apical plasma membrane. Gene Ontology annotation, molecular function: ATP binding; ATP hydrolysis activity; ABC-type transporter activity. Gene Ontology annotation, biological process: transmembrane transport. The record is from RefSeq and is a predicted model, not a curated record. Lineage: Eukaryota; Metazoa; Chordata; Mammalia; Microbiotheria; Microbiotheriidae.
UCUCUUACAGAGGACAUGCUGUGUUGUUCAUCUACUCCAGGCUAGAAGAAAAGGAGGAAAGGAGAGGAAUUGCGAUCCACAGUAGAAGCCUGAGCGCAAACUAGAAAUCAUGUUGGAAGAAUUCUGCAAUUCUACCUUCUGGAAUGACUCAUUCCUGGACCGCCCAGAUGCCGACUUUCCUCUGUGCUUUGAACAAACUGUUCUGGUCUGGAUCCCUCUGGGCUUCCUUUGGCUUCUAACUCCUUGGCAUUUUUUCCACAUAUAUAAAUCCAGAACCAAGAAGUCAUCUUUAACCAAGCUCUACCUAACCAAGCAGGUGCUUGUUGUGUUACUACUCAUUACAUCAGUCAUAGAACUUGCCUUAAGCCUUGUUGAGAGCUCAGGUCAGACCACUCUUCCAGCUGUAUACACUAAUCCAUGUCUCUACAUAGUCACCUGGAUCCUGGUUUUGGUGACCCAUCACUUCAGGAGAUGGUGCGUGAAGAAGGACUCUUGGAUACUGUGUAUAUUCUGGGUUUUCUCUAUGGUCUGUGGAGUUUUCCAGUUCCAGACUCUAAUCCGGAUCCUCUUAAAGGGAAACAAUUCCAAUCUUGCUGGAUUCUGCCUGUACUUCAUCUCCUAUGGUAUUCAGGUCCUUAUGCUGAUAAUUUCAUCCAUUUCAGAGACAACUCCAGAAACCAAAGCAUCAUCAAAUAAUCCAUCAGCCACUGCCUCAUUUCUCAGUUCCCUUACCUUUACUUGGUUUGACAGUAUCAUUUGGAAAGGCUAUAAACAUUCCUUGACCUUGGAAGAUGUCUGGGAUUUGAAUGAGGAACAGAAAACCCAUGAAAUCUCUAAGAUAUUCACAAAGCACAUGGAAACAGAGAUGAAGAAAGCCAAGCAGGCGUUGCAGAAACGGUGUCAGAAGAGGAAAUCCCAGGACACAUCUGAAGCCAGGAUGAAUGGUCCAAAUGCUAGUCAGAGCCAAGACAACCUUGUGUUGGAAGACAUGAAACAGAAAAAGAAGAAGAAAGGGUCAGAAUCUGGAACUACACAAGACUUUGCCAAGUCCUGGUUAGCCAAAGCUCUGUUUAAAACUUUCCGCGGUGUUUUGAUUAUGUCCUUCAUAGCCAAGGUGAUUCAAGACGUCCUGGUGUUUCUGAGUCCUCAGCUCCUAAAGCUGAUGAUCUCAUUUGCUAGUGACUCCUCAGCAUAUGCGUGGGAAGGCUAUGGGUAACACUGCCUCUUUUUUGUGGUGGCCCUCAUUCAGUCCUUCAGCCUUCAGUGGUACUAUCAGUAUUGCUUCACCCUGGGCAUGACUGUGCGCACAACCCUCAUGGCUGCUGUGUAUAGGAAGACCUUAACCAUCUCCAGGCAAUGCCCGAACAGUACACUGUUGGUGAAAACAGUGAACCUGAUGUCUGUGGAUGCUCAGCGAUUUAUGGAUGUGACCAACUUCAUUCACCUGCUGUGGUCAUGCCCUUUCCAAAUUGUGUUAUCCAUUGUCUUCUUGUGGAUGGAGCUAGGACCCUCAGUCCUUGCAGGUUCUAGGGGUAAUGAUACUACUUAUCCCCGAUUAAUGCAUUUUCUGGCCACCAAAAGCAGAGCAAUUCAGGUUGAGAACAUGAAGAACAAAGACAAGCGUCUGAAGGUUGUGAAUGAGAUUCUCAGUGGAAUAAAGAUCCUGAAAUACUUUGCCUGGGAGCCUUCAUUUAUAGAGCAGAUCCAGGGGAUCCGAAAGAAGGAGCUGAAGAACUUGCUAUCAUUUUCUCUGCUGCAGUCUGUUGUUGUAUUCAUCUUCAGCCUGGCCCCUGUGCUGGUAUCAGUUGUCACUUUUACUGUCUAUGUUCUGGUGGAUAAGAAUAAUGUUUUGGAUGCACAAAAGGCCUUCACUUCCAUCACUCUGUUUAACAUACUCCGCUCCCCCCUAACCAUGCUCCCCACAUUGAUUUCUUCUAUACUCCAGGUUAGUGUUUCUGCUGAUCGCUUGGAAAGGUACUUGACUGGAGAUGACUUGGAUACAUCCAGCAUUCGAAAUGAUGCCCAUACUGACAAAGCUAUUCAGUUCCAUGAGACCUCCUUUACCUGGGACCAGAAUGUCAGCCCAGCUAUCCAAAAUGUCACUCUGGACAUUAAGACAGGCCAACUGAUUGCUGUGGUGGGGGCCGUUGGCUCUGGGAAAACCUCCCUGAUAGCAGCCAUGUUGGGAGAAAUGGAGCCCAUCCAUGGGCACAUCAAUAUCAAGGGCUCCAUAGCCUAUGUCCCUCAGCAGUCCUGGAUCCAGAAUGGCACUGUAAGAGACAACAUUCUCUUUGGAUCCCCAUUGGAUGAAAAGAGAUACCAACAGGUUCUAGAGGCCUGUGCUCUCCUCCCAGAUUUGAAAGUGCUGCCUGGAGGGGACCUCGCUGAGAUCGGAGAGAAGGGCAUAAACCUCAGCGGAGGGCAGAAGCAGCGCAUCAGCCUAGCCAGAGCUGUCUACAGCAAUUCAGACAUCUACAUUUUGGAUGAUCCCCUCUCAGCUGUAGAUGCUCAUGUAGGGAAGCAUCUUUUCAAAAAGGUCAUUGGCCCAAAUGGGUUAUUGAAGGACAAGACUCGACUCUUGGUGACACAUGGCAUUCACUUCCUUCCCCGUGUGGAUGAGGUUGUGGUCUUGGUGAAUGGCAAGAUUGUGGAGAAAGGAUCCUACAAUACUCUGUUGGCUAACAAAGCAACAUUUGCCAAGAAUCUGAAGCUAUAUGACAGGCAGGGCAGCUCAGAAGGAGAAGCCACAGUUGGUGAUGAAAGGGAAGAUGAAGAUGACACUGGAUUAAUACCAAGCAUAGAAGAAAUUCCUACUGAGGCGAUCUCCUUGACCUUAAAAAGAGAGAAUAACUUUCAACGAACACUCAGCCUAAGAUCCAGAUCUGAUAGCAACAGACAUCAAAAGUCUCUUCGAAGUUCCUUAAAAAUUGGUGAUAUGAAGACAAAGCAAAAAGAAAAUCAAAAGAUGGUGAAAGGACAGAAACUAAUUGAGAAAGAAACGGUAGAAACUGGAAAGGUGAAGUUUUCCAUAUUCACGAAGUACCUGAAUGCAAUGGGAUGGUGGUUUUUCACCUUCAUCCUCUUUGCUUAUGUGGCAAACUCUGCAUCUCUCAUCGGGUCCAACUUCUGGCUCACUGAAUGGACCAAUGACGCCCAAAGAUACUGGAACCAAACCUAUCCAGCCUCUCAGCGGGAUUUGAGAAUUGCAAUCUAUGGAGUUCUAGGAUUUGCUCAAGGUUUCUUUGUGCUUUUGGCAAGUCUUCUGACUGCCUAUGGUGCCGUAUCUGCUUCCCAAGGCCUGCACGAGCAACUGCUGGACAACAUCCUUCGAGCACCCAUGAGCUUUUUUGACACAACACCCACAGGCAGGAUUGUGAACAGGUUUGCAAAUGAUAUUUCUACAGUGGAUGACACCCUCCCUAUGUCCUUGCGGAACUGGAUCACUUUCUUCUUUAGCGUCAUCAGUACUCUGAUCAUGAUCUGUAUGGCUACCCCAGUUUUUGGCAUCAUCAUCAUUCCUCUGGCCAUCAUUUAUAUCUUAGUACAGAGGUUCUACGUGGCCACCUCCCGCCAGCUGAAACGUCUAGACUCUGUCACCAGGUCUCCAGUAUACUCCCACUUCAGUGAAACAGUGUCUGGUUUGCCCAUCAUCAGGGCCUUUGAGCACCAGCAGCGUUUUCUGAAGCACAAUGAAAAUAUAAUUGAUAGCAACCAGAAAUGUGUCUCUUCCUGGAUCAUUUCCAAUAGGUGGGUGGCGAUUCGACUGGAGCUGGUUGGAAACCUGGUGGUAUUCUUUUCUUCUUUGCUGAUCGUCAUUUAUAGAAACAACCUGAAAGGGGACCUCGUGGGCUUGGUGCUUUCCAACGCACUCAAUAUCACACAAACUCUGAACUGGUUGGUGAGGAUGACGUCUGAACUGGAGACCAACAUUGUGGCUGUUGAGCGUAUCAAUGAGUACAUCAGAGUGAAAAAUGAGGCCCAGUGGAUAACAGAGAAGAGGCCUCCAGAUGAUUGGCCCAGCAAAGGGGAGAUCCAGUUCACUGAUUACCAAGUGCGCUAUCGUCCUGAGCUGGACCUGACAUUGAAGGGCAUAACCUGUAACAUUGGGAGUACUGAGAAGGUUGGCAUAGUGGGCAGGACAGGGGCUGGGAAGUCAUCCCUUACCAACUGCCUCUUCAGGAUCUUAGAGGCUGCAGGAGGCCAGAUCACAAUCGAUGGAAUAGACAUUGCCUCCAUUGGGCUGCAUGAUCUCCGAAACAAACUAACCAUCAUCCCUCAGGAUCCCAUCCUGUUCUCUGGAAGCCUGAGAAUGAAUGUGGAUCCUUUCAACAAAUACUCUGAUGAAGAGAUCUGGAAGGCUCUGGAAUUGGCUCACCUGAAGCCCUAUGUGGAAGGCUUGCCUCAGGGUCUGACCUAUGAAGUGAGUGAGGCUGGUGACAACUUCAGUGUAGGGCAGAGACAGCUUCUGUGCCUGGGCCGUGCUCUGCUUCGGAAAUCAAAGAUUCUCAUCAUGGAUGAGGCCACAGCUGCUGUAGAUCUUGAAACAGAUAACCUAAUCCAGGCCACAAUCCGGAAAGAGUUCUCUAAUUGUACAGUCAUCACCAUCGCCCAUCGCCUCCACACAAUUAUGGAUAGUGACAGGGUUAUGGUAUUGGAUAGAGGGGAGAUUGUAGAAUAUGACAGCCCUGAUAAACUCCUGCAGAGGUCUGGUCCUUUUUACUUCAUGGCCAAGGAUGCUGGCAUUGAAGGUUCCAACACAUCACUUUAGUGAUGUACAAGUUAUGUGAGGCUACACAAAGGCUGAUGUAAAUAAACAAGACUGUACAAAGGACAUUGGCUUCUGAGCUGGACCACCUGGAUCUUCACCAUCAUUGAGCUGUCCCCCAGAGCCAAGGCAGCAAAAUCCAUACAUUUGGCCCUGGCCCUUCUAUGUUGGUUUUGUGAAAAUUCCCACAAUAUACAGAAGGGAUUAGAAGUGAUGGAGGAUUGAUACCUUGGGUGGCACCUGCUCUAGAAUGCUGAACAACACCUUGAGCACAGUACCUAGCAGGUAGUAGGUACUUAAUAAAUGCCUGUUAAUUAAGGGAGUGUUGGCCUCCCAU